This is a messenger RNA of Penicillium daleae, 1578 nucleotides long. RefSeq lists its product as uncharacterized. The coding region runs from base 1 to 1578 and encodes 525 amino acids. Gene Ontology annotation, molecular function: carboxylic acid transmembrane transporter activity. The record is from RefSeq and is a predicted model, not a curated record. Gene Ontology annotation, cellular component: plasma membrane. NCBI's taxonomy places the organism in Eukaryota, Fungi, Ascomycota, Eurotiomycetes, Eurotiales, Aspergillaceae. Gene Ontology annotation, biological process: transmembrane transport; carboxylic acid transport. The transcript is spliced from 3 exons.
AUGAGCGAAUCUCCAGUAGUUGAAGUUCACCAUUUGCAUGAACAGCAAUCCGCUACAGCAGAGGCAGCAGAGCCCAAAACAACCUUAUCGAGCAAACCAGACUCCCCGGACGCAGCGACCCCAGACGCACAAACUCCCAGUGCGAUCCAUCCCGAUGCGAUGGUCAAAGAAUCCGGUCGGGGUUACUCCCGCGUGUCAAUGGUGAUGAUGGUCGUCUUCAGUGGUCUGGCAAUUGGCUCAGAUGGCUUCAAUGCGUCAAUCAUCGGUAAUAUAGAACUACUUAUGGAAGUUAUCUAUCCACAAGCGCUGACUACCACGGUCGCCGCUCGUUUGUCAAAUGCCUUUAUGGUUGGCAUGAUCAUUGGCAUGUUGUUAUUUGGCUAUAUCUCGGAUAAGCUAGGUCGCAAAACAGGUGCUGUACUUACAACCGCCAUUCUGGUCCUGGGCAUCGCACUCAGUGCAGGGGCCAGUGGUCUCACGGACGACGGGAUGUUCUGGAUGUUAAUCGUUGCCAGAGGCAUCGCAGGAGUUGGUGCAGGAGGAGAGUAUCCAGUCGCCGGCGCAGGUGCUGCGGAAGCAACCGAUGAAGCUCCGAGUGUUCGCAAGCGUAGAGGUUUCAUUUUCGCCAUGAUUGGAGAUCUCUCUGCCUCCCUAGGAUUCGCCUUCGGUGCAUUAGUGCCAUUGAUCCUCCUUCUGUGCUUUCACCAACAAGUUAGACACUACGAAGCAGUGUGGCGGGUCUCUCUCGCGAUGGGCGCCAUCGCUCCCCUCUCAAUUUUCUGGUUUCGAUAUCGAAUGGUCGUGAGUUCUGCAUAUCGGAAGAGCUCGAUGAAGAAGCAGCCGAUCCCAUACUGGCUGGCUAUCAAAAAGUACUGGCGGUCACUUCUCGGAGUGUGCGGUUCGUGGUUCAUCUACAACUACAUUUCCUAUCCAUUUGGGCUUUUCUCUUCGACCAUCGUUGGCAGAGUCAACCCUUCCUCAUCGCUUGCUCUCACUAUGGCAUGGGGAACAUUAAUCAAUUGCUUCUAUAUUCCAGGGGCAUUCAUUGGCGGUCUAUUGUCCGAUCGAAUCGGCCGGCGACGCACCAUGGCUCUUGGCUUCUUCCUUCAGGCUAUACUGGGCUUUAUUCUGGGUGGAGCUCUAGGGCCAAUUCAAACCAAGCUGCCACUUUUCAUCAUCUUGUAUGGAAUCUUUCUUACUCUUGGUGAAGUUGGCCCAGGGGCUACCAUUGUCCUUACAGCUAGCGAAAGCUUUCCAACCGCUCUUCGUGGCCAUGGGGUUGGUUUUGCAGCGGCUUGGAGCAAGGCCGGUGCCGCUAUUGGGACUCAGGUAUUCAAGCCUAUUCUAGCCACCUGGGGUGAUGAUGAGCUCCACGGUACCCAGGCGGUGUUCCUAAUUGGAUCGGGAUUUGCCGUUUUAGGAGCUUGUCUGGCUUGGUUCGUACUUGAGGACUCUAAUAAGUUCCUGGAUCAUGGCGAUCAGGACUGGAAGGACUAUCUGACAGCUAACGGGUAUACAAACAUUGAAUGGGGCAUUCAGGAUGAGCCCGUCAUGUCGGACACCAAAGCCAUUGAAUGA